ACGGGACCCGCUGGCACCCCGAUUGUGCUCCGCUCUCAUCAUUUCUGGAGGUGUAAGGACAAAAGAAGAAGAAGAAGAAGAAGAAGAGGAGGCCCGGGAUCUGGGUGUCGUGACGGGCCCCCCGACUUCGCCGCCGCUCGGUUCGGGGUUGUCUGGACUCGGAAGGCUGAGGAGGGGGAAGCGCGGCGGAGCGCUCGGCUCCAGGCUGGGGUUUCCUGCCACAGCAGCGGGAUUGUCACAAAACAGCCUUUCACUCUCCGUGGGGCCUUGUGUCGCUGCGUUGCCAGACCGAUCUCUGAGGGGAAACGCGAACGACGUCCGUGCGUGGAUUUACUGACCACACCAACUGGAUUUGAUGGAAUCUCAAGUGGAAUAAAUGGAUUACCCCUAUUUUGGCAAACCGCUGCUGUGGAACAGUUUAACGUUAAAUGACGGAUGACCAAGAAAGGCAAACGUGAAUGCUGAAGGCGUGUGAGAGAGCAGAGAGGAGUCUGAACACAGUCAGAAAAAGAAAAAAAAAAAGCACUGAAAAAGAGACCAAAUGCAUCUGCAGGCCAAAUGAGUGCCUGUUAUAGACACUGACAGAUCUCCCCCCCCCCCCUUUUUUUUUCUCCCUCAAAUCUGAAAUCGGGCGGGAAAGAAAAAUGCAGAAUUUCUCCAACAGCCCGGCUCCACCCACAAUCCCUCCUGGGUUCAGCGGGAGGAGCGUGGGUGGCUCGCCGUAUCCCCCUCUGCCGGUGGAGCCCCAGAUCUCUCCGAGGAUGACGGAAGAGUACGUCGGGUUGCAGCAGCAGAGCAUUCACAGAGGCCACCACCACCCGAGUCAGGCCAGCCACAUGCUGGCGUACGGCGCGAGGAACCGAGGCGCGUUGGAGCCGACGCAGGGCGGCGUCCACACCGGCAACAACAACAACCCCUACAGGAAGGAGGCCAUGGAUUAUUAUUUUUCAAUGUGUGGAAAAGACAGACACAGGAGGGGAGGCAUGGCUUACGGGGGAGGUUUUGGCUACCCCGGUAUUGACGGACAUUUACCCCACCAGUAUCGCCAUGCUGGAUCCGGCUCCGCCGCGUCAUCUGGCCUGAUGUCCCCGUACCCGGUGGAUUACGGCUCUGCUGCCGGUUCGGUGGGGACUGCCGGAGCCUUCUCUCCCUCUCACCAGUACAAUUUGAACCAGAACCCCGUGAUGCAGUCCGUUCCAGGUUCUCAGAUGCAACAGCGCCAGCACGGGCAGAGCUUUCCUCCUGUCCACCAUGCACAGCAGCAAAGAAGCUACCAACACUCCGGGCACAGGAUGACCCCACAGUACCCUCAUUACUCUCCGCAGGGGGGAGCAUCCACAGGGUCGUCUGGAAUGUACAGCCCACCUCCCCACAAAUAUGUGGACGGAGCGGCAAACACCAGCUUUGAUGCGAAAGUCAACAGUUCCCCAAGUGUCAACGCUAGCUCCAACUCGGUCUCUGGUGCAGGAGCAGCUAACAACGUGGGGCCAGUGGAGAGCGUCCAGCAGAAUUACCCAGCUUCGAAUUAUUCUGGAUACCUCCCCCAGGCUCAUUCACUCCACAAGCAGGCCACACUACAGCACAGAAACUCGCAGCACAGUUCAGGGGUCGGCCAUGACGGUUCUCUAAAAAUGCCUCACCAGGGCCCGUCUCCGGGUGCUGUUUAUGCGAAACAUCAUCAGGCCCCCAACCCAAGCAUAGCUCAGCCAUCCCCCCAAGAAAUAGCCAAAUCCCCAAUGCAUUCGAACGCGCAGCAAACUCACAUGAACCAAAACUUUAGCCCGAUAUCCAACCCCUCCCCUGCUGCCUCGGCGGUUCACUCCCCCAGCUGUAGCUCCUCUCCCUCGCCGCUAAUGGGGGUUUCUGAGGCACCUGGAAGUGCUUCAAAUCACGGCCCCCCCAUGACGGGCGCCCGUAGCAGCCACGGUAGGUUACUGCAGACCGCGCCCCAGUUAAGCCCCACACCCAACUCCAACAGCAGCAUCAGUAGUUGCGGCAGCAGCGGAAGCCAAAAAGCUCACAGCCUGAGCGCUGUCGGAGGGAGCAAUCUACCUCCAGUGGGUCGAAGUAAAAUGAGCCAGGGGUCCCGAGAGGAAGGCGCCUCCGUUUAUUCCACUUCCUCUCUUGACCGAAUGCAGGAUGCCGGCCUGAAUAGUCUCAGCGCCUUGAGCUCCCAGGUGGCCAACCUGCCGAACACAGUCCAGCACAUGCUCCUCACCGACACCGUGUUCUCGCAGAAGAAGAGGGACGGCGGGCAGACGCCACAGGCGGCGCACUGCGCGCCCCCGUCACGACCCAGGAGUCGGAAUUUAAGCGCGGCCUCGAGCGGCAGCACGGUCAAGGACGUCAGGACCGGUGACGGGGCGGAGGAAGACUCUAAUUUGAUGCCCGUCGGAGCGCCAUUGGGGGCCAAAGUGGAGAGAGAAGAGCAGCUGUCGGAGGGGGAGCAUGGGAAAGGGAGGCAGGUGAGUGGUGGGAGCGCUGGGUUUGAAGCAGCCGCCUAUAAUCCAACCCAAACGCAGGCUGGACAGGCUUGCAGUGUGAAAACAGGUGCCCCUCAUACGCAAUCAAAAGAGACAGCAGUCCCAGAGGCUAAAACAAAAGAAGCAAACAUUCCUUCAUCAGCAGCCUCUCCAUCCUCUGAGGGUGGCCUCACCUUACACUCAGCGCCUCCAGUUUCCUCGUCCUCUUCCUCCUCAAACAACCCUCCUGCCAUAACGCAGAACUGUGUCCCAGAAACUGGUCUGGCGUACAACGACCACAGAGGUGGGGAAGUUAAAAAGGAAAGUGAAGCAGCAGCUGGGAAAACACAGAAGGUCAGCAGCCAAAUGCAACAAGACGGAGCGAGUGCAAAAAAUGGCCAGGAGAAGGAAAGUAUGUUGCACUCUGAAUCCCAGUCGCACAGUAACAAGGAGAAAGAAAAACAGGCCUCGGAGGAGCAACAGAUUGUCAGCAGCGUUGGUGUGAUCGUUUCAAGUCACACUGACAAAAGUAAGCAUCCCCAAGACAACUGUGUUGAAGAGAAAAUGUCACUCUCUUAUUCAAAAGAGGCAAGCAGUCAUAAUGGGGAGGAGGGUGUAGAUCUCAGCCUGUAUUCGGCCCAUCAUCAAAAGUCCAACAGUGGGAGGUCUCAGAAUCCUCCUCAGCCUGCUGCACAUAAAUACAGCUACCCAGAAUCAACAUAUGGCUCAGAUUUGUCCAUGAAAAACAGAGCGAGAGCCGGCUCAGCGUCUGUAAUGGAAACAAACCCCAGAUACUUUGGGUACCAGCACUCGCAAACCGCUUACGGUCCCGUGCCUCUGAAAGACGGAUCUGGCUCCGUGGCCGAGGCCCUCGUGAAGAGAGGUCACGGGGGAGGGUCGAAAGCGCAGGAGGACAACUCCCAGAUGCAGCAGUUCCCGAGUCUCCUGCAAGAAGUUCUCCAGGGCUACAAUUUAGACAGACGCUACGGCAGACCAGAGCAGACGUUCCCUGCACGCCAUCAAGCGCCCCAGCAGUUUCCAGCCAGACAUUCGCUCGGCUUGACCGAGGGUGCACGGAUGCAAGGCGGAGUUCCUGAGGGUUCAAAUUAUUCAGCUCAUAUCGGAAAGCCUGCCAAUCAGAAACACGCAAGUGAGCCUGAUUUUGCCUCAGAUAUGCAGCCCUUAGUAAAGUCAGAAGUCUCCAAUCCUAAGAUUGUGCAAAAUGCUGAAAAACCUGAUAGUGGUGUGUCCCAGAGCCUUUUAACACAGGCUGCAGAGUCUCAGCAACCCCCAGCUAAACACAUCAGCUUAUCUGACUACUCUGUGCCGCAGAGAAAGCCAUUAUCUAACGUACAGGAGCUCCUUCUGCAAGAGCCUGAGCCGUUGACUCUGAUUUCUCAAUCCGAAUCUCAGAAACAGUCGGGCUCCACGUUGGCGGCAUCGGAGCGGCGAUCUGUCAUCUGCGACGUGUCACCGAACCGACGGGGCACGCCCGAGCGCGAAAGGGAGGCGGAAAGGGAAAAGGAACGGGAGAAAAGUCAGAGUGGAGCCUCGGUGAUUCAGAAACCCUUUUUCUCCCCGGCAGCACCCAGCGACCUCAGUAAAAAGGAUGUCGGUGAAAAACAAGUGAAGACAGAAGUCGUGUCUAAAGAGUCUGGAAACUCGCAAACCGAGAACCACGGCGGUGAAUACGAGGCGGAUUAUCAUUCCAAAAAUUCUCAUCUGUCAGCUGGAGUGAGUGCUGACCCCUACCGGCGAGGCGCCGUCGAUGUAGCUCCUGUUACCCCCCGCCCUGUGAGCAUGACUGCUUUGUCCUCACCAGCAAGGCAUCACUCGUACCUCCAUGGAGUCGACCUGUCAUCUGCCAGCGGCGGCACGUUUCCCGGAUAUCGAUACGGAGACUCGAGAGAAGACAACGUGAUGUCCCGUUCUAAUCUCCAUUAUCCCUUCCACCAUUUACCUCCUCAGUCUCAAUCCAGCACUAAGCUUCAAAUGUAUCCACACCCCCGUGGCCCCCCUCAUCCCCCUCAUGACAUGGGCGAGUGGGUAAAGGCCAUAAACAGGCCUCCCAAAGAGAUGAUGAUGCAGCAGGGAGCCUCUCCUGGAAGACACAAGGUCAACCAAUCAGAGCAGAGACAGCGACUGAUCCCACCGGCUGACAUGCAAGUUGAACACCCGAGCAAAGCCCAGCCAGUGCACCAUCCAAACCCUUACUAUGAUAUGAAAAUGUGGGAGUCGACGCACCCCGCAAGAGAGGGCGCUCGGAUGAUGGAGGGAGACGCCUACUAUAGGGCACAACCUCCUCUUCCUGCCCCUCCUCCCGUCGCAUCACACAGCCACGUUUCGACGCAGAUGGCUCACGGCCACGGUGCCGUCAAACUCGAACCCUCCAGAGGAGCCCCGGAAGAGACCAAACACCCUUGCCCACCCCCUCCGCCCGUCUCCUCUAAGCCUCCUGCAGAAACAAACGCCACUCAACCACAGGCGCCGCGUCUGACAAAAGCCGGAGGCUCCGGAGACACAAACCCUCUGAUGUUAAGAAGACGGGUUCGCUCUUUCAUCUCUCCCAUUCCUGCAAAACGACUGCUCCAGGACGCAGCCCAGCAGAGGGCCGCCACAAACUCUCAUCACUCUCCCGGAGCUCAGUCGGAGCCCGGCCAUCACAAUGACGACGACUCGUCCAGCGCAGAAAUGCCGUGCCCGCGACUCUCCUCCCCGCAGCCGGGCGAGAACGCCUUCAUACAGCCGCUGUCUCCGUCAGGCGGCAACACCAAGGUUUUGGCCGCCAGAAAAGGACGAGGCCUGAAACUGGAGGCAAUAGUGCAGAAAAUCACCCCAAAUAUUAAAAAGCCGGCAGCCCCCACCAACGACGACUCAAAUCAUUACCCCGGUUUCUUGCACUCAGAACUACCAACAUUUAAUGAGUCACAGGACCAAGACUUGGCACAUUUCCCCAGGGUUGCAGGAGGCGAGGAUAGUUACAUGGAUGAAAGUUCCUCAUUGAAUAACAUGAUUCCUUUCCGAGGCGUUGAUGAAACCGGGCCUUUGCCGCCACCUUCCUUCCCCUGUGACUCCCAUCAGACGUCUCAAAUCAAGCAGCAAGAUUUUGACUUCGGGUUGGGGGCCUCUGUGGCGUCUGCAUCCGGCGACAAGGAAGACUUUGCCUUGCUCGGCCCGUUACCUCCUCCCCCUCCUCUUCCCCGCCCGGUCCAGGGUUCUCCGCCUCCAUCUUCGUCCGCCCUGUCAGACAUUCAGCAUUUCACAAACACUUACCAGCAGCUCGAGACUCGAAGGGGCGAGCAUUCUGCUGCUAACCUCCUUCGACAGAAACUGCAAGAAUCCGGCAUGGGAUUUGAUGAUUACCCUGGCAGCGACUACUACGGGACCACCCCGCCCCACCAAGGCCACAUGCUGAACAGACAACAUCAGAUGUCCUCUGGACGGUCCAGCCUGUCGCCGACAGACUCAAAGCCGUUGGAGAAUGUCGUGCCCAAGGGCUAUUUCCCAUCUGGCAAGAAGAAGGGCAGGCCCGUUGGAAGCGUGAAUAAGCAGAAACGGGCUCAAACCCAAGUCCCGGUGCAGGCCCAGGCUCAAGUCCAACCGCAGAACACAGCUCUAAGUGUUCCCCCGGCUCCGACCACUCCGACCCCCCCAACCCCGGCACCCGCCUCCACCCCGCCAGCGGCAGAACCUCCCAGCAUCACGUCAACGCCCACUGCGCCCCCUCUGUCCGAUAAUGCGAGCACUCCCCCGUUAGCCCCCCCUGUUCUGACCCAGGCGGUGAAACCCGACGUCGAGAGCGAGGACACACAGCCGGAGAUCGAGACGAAGCAGGUGCGCCGCAGACGCCGAGGUGCAAAGGUUGACGGCGAGCCGCUGGAAGCCAGGGGGCGGCAGAGGAGGAGGAGGAGAGCGCCGGUAGCGGCCGCGCCCCCGGUGUCUAAAGACGAGCCGGAGGCCCCCCUGGGGGCAGCGGGGAGUUUGAGCGCAAACAGAGGCUGCGCAGAUCCAAGCAGAAAAGGCCUGUUCAUCCCUCACAUACACGUGGAGAAAAAAAUCCCUGAGAUCGGAGCGGUGUGCACCAUUGUGAACGCCGAGGAUGACAGGAUGAAGGGAGAGCGCAGUGCAGCAGGGGGGAAAGCGGCGGCGGCGGCAGCAGCAGGAGGAGGUGGAAUUGAUUCGCUCCUGACCUCAGCUCUUUCCUCGCAGUUAUCUCGGAGAGACAGAGAGCUGGAGAAAAGGGAGACGGAUGAGGUGGAAACCGCGCUCCAGUCGGGCAAAGCACUUCCUUCAUCUGGCUAUGUUGUUACAGGGCCAGUGAUCACAGAGACCAAUCACUCCGGCCGCCUGUUGUGCUGCCUGUGUCAGAAAUGGGCAAACUACAAACACCUCGGCGAUCUCUACGGGCCGUACUAUCCGGCCGAAUACGCCGCUAAGCUCCCCAAGAACCAGCCCCAGAUCAGGCAGUGUCAGGCCGCCACGGGCCCAAACAAAACCGGACCAAACUCAGACACGGACGCUCUGGCUGCGCUCCAAGUCCCUCAAACACGGCUCGCUCAUUUCAACAAGCCCUCAUCUGAGACCGACAGCUCCAGCUCCAACCCAUCAGAAAGAACUGCCUCCACAGCUGCGACCGAGGAGACGACGACCAUGAUGACGCACGGCAACACCCCUAACCCUCCUAAAACACCUCUGACCUGGGAUAAAAACCCUGAUAUGCGGCCUAUCCCUGAGCUUAAGAGAGAGCCAGACCUGGAAAGCGACCGGCAGCAGCAGCAGCAGCAGGCACCGAAGCAGCCGCAGCAGCUGACGGAGGACACUCAGCAGCGACCUCAGCACAGAAAGCUGACCUCCCAUCCCCGCUUUAAAAGGCGGCACAAGUCCAGCGAGGACUCCCCCAGGAUGGUGCCAUCCAACAGCAAGGCGUCCCUGCCCUUCCAGCCCCCGCCGCCUGCCUUGGACUCCCUGGGACCCUUGGCACAACUCGCACAGCUGCCACUGAUGCCCAUGGACCCCGAGGAGCUGUGGGUGCACGAAGGAUGUAUCGUGUGGACGAGUGGAGUGUACCUGGUCAACGGGAGACUGUACGGCCUGCAGGAGGCACUAGAUGGCGCCAGAGAGACGAGCUGCUCGUUCUGCGAGAUGGUGGGCUCGACGCUGGGCUGCUACAGCAAAGGCUGCACGCUGCGCUACCACUACAUGUGUGCUAUUGAAGCAGACUGUUCUCUGAAUGAAGAUAACUUCUCGCUGAGGUGUCCGAAGCACAAGGUAAAGAAGGAGAGUUUACCCAGAGCAUCCGGCCAGCCAAGUCAGUGUAUGUGGAGCAGUCCGAGAGAGGCUGAGGGCAGCUGGGACAAAGAAGAGCCGGAUUUGGCGAGCUCUCGAAAUCAGGGUGUACCCACUUCUCGACAAAUGACCAUUGGAGAUAGGCAACAGCCCCACCCCCACAAUCCUGCAUGGCAGGCGGGUAUAGACAAUGGGGUACCUCGGACAGUAAGACUUUGGAGAACAUGUAAAGAGACUGGACCGGGAUUGAUCGAGGAGAACGACUAAAGGGAAUGUACGAUUUCUCAAACUGAAUCAGCAUUACUUAACAUUUAAAGGACAACAGAGAAAAAGAAACAUUUUUUUUUUGCCAGAAUCAUCGCUCUUUUCUGAAAAAGCAGGAACAAAGAAACGACACAGAGGAACCUAGCUGAGAGGAAAAAGAAGAAAAAAAAAACCUCAGAGAAACUACAGUGAUCAAAGCGGGACGAAAUCAACACUGACGGAGGAAUUAAAGCGGCUUUGUUGUAAAGAACGAGAGAGACAAACUUCUUCUCCAGGCUUGCUUUGAUUUUCCAGACAACCUUAACGUGUUUAACUCUUGGUUAUCAUUUUCUGCAUCAUCCUUACCUUUUUGCCAGUUGUUUGCUUUGAGGCGCUGUUGUGGGAGUUGGUUGGGUGUCGAACCUGGAAAGUAAACUGGGAGAGUUGGGGUCAUUUUUACCAGUUAGUAUUUUAUGUUGCGGUAUUAGGAUGAUCACAGUUAUCGCUUUAGUCCUCAUUAUUUUGUAUUCUCAUCAGUAUUUACUUACGACAAUGAAACGGAUGUAUCCCACUUUAUAUUCAAUCAACACCUGAGUUGGAUUUUUUUUUAUAUACUCUUCUGUCCCCAUUCCUGGAGAAGGAAGAGUCUGAUGUCUGGAAUGUCAGGGUCGAGUUUGCCACAAAGACAUUAUUGCCUUGGAGAAUGGACAUCUGUUGCCUUUAAAAAAAAUACAAAACAGGAAAAAAACAAGUUGUGAAUGAAUGAAGAACAAGAGUGAUUGUGUGUGUGUGCGUGCGUGUGCGAGAGGAAAAAAUGCCCAAACCUGGGUCUUUGAUUCCAUUUUUUUGGUCCUUUUGGAAAAGUGUUCUUAUUUUUCAUCACAGGGGUUUUUACGGUACAGAUAGUAUUCAUUAAAAAAAAAAAAAAUCAGAUGGACAGUCUUAUUUUUCAAGAACAAAAACGUUCAUAAUGUGCAAAGAGAAAGACUUGUAAGAGGAGGAGAUAACACUAUGGACUGAUUGCUCGUUUGCCAUCUUUAGCCAGAAGACGGACGGACGGAAGGACAGGGCACCGAGGAGCGUUGGUGAGACGUUUUGGUUCAAACGGCUCGCGUCAGUGCUGCAGACGGAGCCGGAGCAGAACCUAGGAGACGCUGCUGCGUCGAGUGGCCAUCUGUCCUGGCCGAACAUCAAGUGAGCCUGACCAAGUACUUUUCGAGAGGUUUCCUACUUCAGUGAAGCAGCGGCAAAUGAAUCGGAAGACGCAAAAUCCAUUGCCAUCAGAUUUCAAAGUGAAUCAUACAUGGUGUUGUCUUUAUUACUUUUUAUUGUUAUUCUUGUACAAAAAAAAAAAGGUCAAACUGAAAGACGGUUACACUAUCAGAAAAACCACGCUGUAUUAGAAACCUGUCAAUAUGUAUAUGAAUUAUGAAUACACUUAAAAAUGCUUCAA
Molecule: messenger RNA, 9444 nt
Organism: Fundulus heteroclitus (mummichog)
Lineage: Eukaryota; Metazoa; Chordata; Actinopteri; Cyprinodontiformes; Fundulidae
Gene: tcf20
Product: transcription factor 20
Exons: 8
Coding region: 645-8015 (2456 amino acids)
Biological process (GO): regulation of transcription by RNA polymerase II
Cellular component (GO): nucleus
Source: RefSeq, a predicted model, not a curated record